Molecule: messenger RNA, 842 nt
Organism: Ailuropoda melanoleuca (giant panda)
Lineage: Eukaryota; Metazoa; Chordata; Mammalia; Carnivora; Ursidae
Gene: PDCD5
Product: programmed cell death 5
Exons: 5
Coding region: 126-470 (114 amino acids)
Cellular component (GO): cytosol; nucleus
Molecular function (GO): DNA binding
Source: RefSeq, a predicted model, not a curated record
GCUGGAUUGGUGAUGCCUGGGCGCUGCGCGCGCCUGCGCAGUGGGGAGGGUCGUGCGUGCGCCGAGGCGCUGCGGGAGAGCCCUCGGAGUGUGGUCGCGGCUGCUCCUCCUCGGACUGCUGCACCAUGGCUGAGGAGGAGCUGGAGGCGUUGAGGAAGCAGAGGCUGGCCGAACUGCAGGCGAAGCACGGGGAUCCUGGCGAUGCAGCACAGCAGGAAGCAAAGCACAGGGAAGCAGAAAUGAGAAACAGUAUCUUAGCCCAAGUCCUGGAUCAGUCAGCCCGGGCCCGUUUAAGUAACUUAGCACUUGUAAAGCCCGAAAAAUCUAAAGCGGUAGAGAAUUACCUCAUACAGAUGGCAAGAUAUGGACAACUAAGUGGGAAGAUCCAGAUGAGCCCCACCUGCACUGGAAACCACCUGCUGCCACCACAGCCUGCGGGAAUCAGUCCUGCCUUGAACCCCUUACACUAAGAGCAUGUGUGGAAGAGACGACUGGUUCAUCUUUUUUGAGUGACUUCCCUCCUGCAUUUAAGCUGCUCAGUGGCAGAGGCAAUGUGUCUCUGUCCCUGACCCUUAACACAGUGGUGUAGGUCAUUGUCGGCUAGCGGUGAUAAAGGUGUUCUUAAACAAUGUUAACUUUGGAUUUUCCUGAGAAAGCUAAUUUUGAUGGCAACUUACCCCUCUCCUCAAAUGAGGCUAGUGAAGCAAAAUUCUUUUGGAACUUAAACCAAGAGUUAGAACCUCACGUCUUACCUUUUCUUCCCUCUUGACCUCUGCCCCCACAUCCCAGAAAAAUUAAAACCAUUCAGUCUACUGAGGUAAACUCUUUGUUUAAAAAAAGUA